This is a messenger RNA of Cuculus canorus (common cuckoo), 657 nucleotides long. Its product is annotated as A-kinase anchor protein 13-like. Bases 1 to 657 code for a protein of 218 amino acids. NCBI's taxonomy places the organism in Eukaryota, Metazoa, Chordata, Aves, Cuculiformes, Cuculidae. The record is from RefSeq and is a predicted model, not a curated record. The transcript has 2 exons.
AUGAAGAAACGAGCACUGAGCCCCAAAGAAGGCCAGAAGGAGGAAGUGAGAGAGAAAGAUCCAUCAGUGAGACCAAAAGUAGGUCUCCCUGAAAGGCUGCCCAUCUCAUCCAAAGAGGAAUGCCGAGGGAGUGGGACCUCGUCCUCCCUGCCACCAGCAAUGUCGACAAAACCCAGUACCUCCCCAGAGAGGAGGAAGAAGAAUGAGAUGGAAGCCUGGGAAAAGGAGCUGGUGGAGAAGGAGGGCAGGCUGGCUCAGCGAGAGGAGCAGCUCCAGAGAUGGUGGCAGGAUCAUGAGCGGGAGUGCCAGGAGCUGCAGCUGGAGAAGGCGUCCUUCCAGGUCAAAUGGCAGAGCCAGAUUUCCGGUCUCCAGGAGAAACUCAUAAGAGUCCCCUCUGAGUCUGGAGUCGCUGAGUCCUCCAAGGAGAAGAGCCCUGCCCGUCCUCAGCAAGGGCACGUGGAUUCAGAACCAUCCAUCUCCCCAGAAAGGAACAGUCUCCUAAGGACUCUCAAAGAGAAAAGCCCUUUCCGUUCCCACGGCACAACCAAGCAGACGCACCAGGCUGCUGAGGAACAGCCCAGGCGCCAGACUGCUUCUUCAGCUCAGCCAAAGCCAAGGAGAAGCAGGAAGAGAGGAAAACGGGACAGGGACUCUUAG